UUGGACCCUCUGAGUAUCGAAUACAGAUUGUGGGGAGGGCUGGAGCCUAUCCCGACUGUCUACGAGCAGGAGACAGGGUACACCCUGAACUGGUUACACAGGCGGGGCCGAGAUUGAACCUGGGUCCUCAGAACGACAUCACCACCAUCACCAUCCUCAGCAUCUUCGUCAUCGUCACAGGUUGCAAGCGAACAUCCGCCUCGUCGCGCAGAAAACAGCCGUCCCCUCUUCCUCCUCUUCGCGGCCCGUCGCGGCGGAGGACGAACAACCCCCCCCCCCCCCGGAAAAAAAAAAAAAUCAAAAUAGGGGGGGCGGCGGGCAGAGCAAGAAAGAAGAGGAGACCAUGAAGAAACGUUACGUGGACGCGAGCAGGCUGCGAAAGAUGAAGAAACUGAAAAUAAGCGAGCGGCUGUCGGAAAGCGCGUGCACCUUCCUGAAGGUUAUGGCCAUGUGGAUGUUGGUCCUGCUGGCAGAUUUUCUCCUGGAAUUCCGUCUGGAGUACCUGUGGCCGUGCUGGCUCUUCUUCGGGAGCGUCUACACUACGUUCCACUGCCACGGGCUGGUUAUUUGUGUGGUGUUUGUGUGCGCCGCCUUCACGCUUGACAUCUUUUGUUUGAUUUUCGUACCUUUGCACUGGCUCUUCUUCGCGGCCAGCACCUACGUCGUAUUCAAUUAUAUUUGGCACACAGAGAAAGGCAUCUGCAUUUCCACAGUCUCGUUGUGGAUUCUUCUCGUGUACACGGAAGCGUCGCUUCGACUCAAAGACCUCAAAACCUCACAUGCCAAUCUCUCUCAUCUUUUUGCCGCUCAUUGCAUCGGCUAUCCGGUGGUCUACCUGGGCUUCGACGCCACCUGCUACUUCACCAACAUCUUUAAGCUCCGGAUCCAGAAAGCGGUGCAGAGCGACAACGAUUUCCACAUGCACCUUCUGCAGCACUCGCUCCCGCCGGGCCUGCAGCUUUACCCCAAGAUGGCGGCCGACAAUGGCCCUUCCAAAUGGAAGUCAAAGCCAGAAUCCAGUCAGUACCAGUGUCAGAACGGUGCUGUCCUCGCUCAAGACGAGUCCCACAUCGUAGACUGCCUCCAAAUCCGGAGCGAGGAGCGAGCCGCUGAGAAGGCAACACAGGAAGUCCGGUCGGUGGAAUCCAACCGGAAGCCGACGAUGUCCAAAGGCGGCUCGAACGAGUCCAGAGAUCCGGCCCGCAACGGGUCACCGGGACCAGAAUCCUCCGCCACCCCAGACAAACUACCUCAGGAAGAGCAGGCCGGCAAAGCCCCACGUGUGGUGAAGAACUGCUCGCCCAGAGCCCGCCGGGCUAACGCCGCCACGCUUUCGCCCCCUGCCGGCAGGACGGAGAAAAAACAACGAUCCGGUGGGAAAAACGUCAGCCCGAAUCGGGACGGAGCCGACAAAAAUACCGCAGUGGUUCAGAAUCAGUACGCAGAGCAGCUGAGCAGGCUGGAGCAAGAGCUGAGGAAGCUGAGGGGCGAGCUGCAGGUGAGCCGACAUGGCGAGCAGGAGCUGAGGAGUCACAUCUGCAACCUGACCAACAGCGAGAGGAGCCUCAGGCCUGAGGUGGCCCUGCUGCGACAGUCCAACAUCCUGCUGCAGAGCAAGAUUAUGUGCUUGAGCAAAACCAAGCAGCGGGACAAGCAGACCAGCGCCAUGCUGGAGAAGAAGAUGCGGGCGGAGACGGAGGCGAGGCUUUCGCUCGAGAGGCAGGUGGCCGAGCUUCAGGCCCACAGACCGGACGAGGCGGCCAGCGCGGCCAGGACCGUGACCGCCAGGCAGGAAAACAGUGAAAGCCAAAUGUUAAGGAAAAGAGUUAAAGAUCUAGAGACAGAGUACAAGCAACUCCAGCUGCAGUAUCAAGUCAAAGAGAGUCGUGUGCUAGAUCUAGAAAGUGAUGUGGAGGCGUUGGGGAAGUACCGCGGUGUGGAAAAGGACACGGACAUGCUGCUGUCUACUCUGUCGGCGCUUCAGGACAAGGCUCAGCAUCUGGAGUACAACCUGAGCGCCGAGACGCGUAUCAAGCUGGACCUGUUCUCAGCUCUGGGGGACGCCCGGAGACAGCUAGAGAUCGCUCAAGAUAAGCUCCUGAGGCAAGAAAAGGAAAUCAGCAGCAUGAAGCAGAAAAUCGCCGAGGUGAUGGCGGUGAGCCCCGCAGUAUCCUACGCGGCCCCCCGGCCCCCCGUGCCUCAGUACCUCACAAAGCUCCUCAGCUCGGAGCGCUACAUGCUGAACCCUCGCGCCCUCAUGUACCAGUGUCUAAAAAAGUAGACCAGCGCAGUGGACGGGCCUGACGGGAUCGAACAUCAGCCGUCGACAUUGUUGUCUGCUUCCCAGCCAGAAGAGGACACGGUGCGGCCUCCCUAAGCACGACAACUUGCCUUCGGACCGCGCUACCGGUGCUAAAAUAAUGUUUGUAAUAACUUACUUCACGAAAAAAAAAAAAAAAAAAAAAAAAACAUAUCAUCAGUCAACGGUGCAAUUCUAAUACAGUGGUACCUUGAUUUUGUGUUUAAUUCAUGACCAUGUCCUUCGAAGUCAUUUGGCAUAAAUAUUUGCAUAAAAGGCGAACCACAUGAACUGAGAGUAUCCGGAUGUUGUCGAGUUUGCGGAUGCCAUCUAGUGGCAGAAUGCCUGAAGCUCAUUCAAAGGUCAAAUUUGAGCUCGAGUCACAAAUCCAAAAAUUGAUGUAGUGAUGCUCAAAACUUGGAAAAACCAGCAGGUCAAGGUACUCCUGUAUUAAAAUGGCCAUCUGAUAAAAUAAAUAAAAAUCAUGGAGUUGAAACACACACACAUAAACAUACGAGUUGAAAAGCACAAGUUUUGCAAAUUUUAAAAUCGUUGAAAUAAUGUCAACGGCAAAAAUGGAAACUAUUUCAAGCUUCAGUUAUAUUUUUAACGGUAUUAACAUAAUUUUUACAUAUUGUCAAUGUCCAGUGCAAAGCAUGCAUCUCCACAUUUGGGAUUUUAUUGUAGACUUGUUUUAUUUUUUAAAUCACAAACAUGUGGGGAAAUAUUUUUAUAUUUCAGUUUUUCCAGAUCAAAAUAAGCCACAAAAUUUGGAGGUAAAAAGUAUUUCACAUAAAAAAAACUAAAAGCAGACGUUUUAGGUUUAUAAAAAUCAAAAUUCGAUGUGUAUCAAAAAAUUAUGUGGUAAGUA
Syngnathoides biaculeatus (alligator pipefish) is the source of this 3170-nucleotide messenger RNA. RefSeq names its product macoilin-1. Gene Ontology annotation, biological process: neuronal signal transduction. Lineage: Eukaryota; Metazoa; Chordata; Actinopteri; Syngnathiformes; Syngnathidae. The coding region runs from base 344 to 2281 and encodes 645 amino acids. The transcript is spliced from 13 exons. The record is from RefSeq and is a predicted model, not a curated record. Gene Ontology annotation, cellular component: rough endoplasmic reticulum membrane.